CACAGCACAUCACCAAAAUAGACCAUCCCCAUGGUGAAGCACGGUGGUGGCAGCAUCGUACUUUGGGGCUGUUUUUCUUCAGCUGGAUGGAACUGGGGCUUUAAUCAGGGUGGAGCAAAUCAUGAAGAGCCCCGAAUACCAGUCGAUUUUGGAGCAAAACCUUAAAUCUUCUGCUAAAACACUUAAGACGAAGAGGAAUCUCACCUUUCAGCAUGACGACGACCCGAAACAAACCUCCAGAUCGACAGAGGAACGGCUUCACCAAAACAAGUUCAAGGUUUUGGAGUCCAGACCUAAAUCCAAUCAAAGAUCUGUGUGGUGACCUGAAGAGGGCUGUGUACAGGAGAUGCCCAGCCAGUCUGACAGAGUUAGAACGCUUUUACAAGGAAGAAUGGAAAAAUAUUGUAUCGCUAAAUAAGUCAAGACGCUCCGAACGGAUCGACUCUUACUCAAAAACGAUUGAAUGCUGUGAAAAAAUCUAAAGGUGUUAGUUUACGGGUGUGCAUACUUAUACAACCAGGAAGGUGAGUGCUGUCAAACCUCGGACGGCGUGGCGAUGAGGAAAGGUUUCGGGACGCAGACCUCGUCCUCUGGGACGACGUACACCGGAGAGUGGAAUGACGAUAAGCGUGUACAGCGGUGACGUGGACGAUAGAGACGCGUUAUACGUUUGCGUUGCAGAUGAACGGCAGCGGGACGCUCUCACACCCCUCGGGAGCCGUGUACAAAGGGCAGUUCAGAGACAACACGUACCACGGCAGCGGAACGUACCACUUUCCUGACGGGACGAAAUACUCCGGAACGUUCAGUAACAACAGAUUUUUACACAGACCUUCAAAGUACUUACGAAUCUCGAAGGGGACGUCUUCCCACGUCCAGUCAUCAAAGGAGCGAGCUGAGAUUAGCAUCCAGUCAGGGUCGUCAGUGCAGAACAAAAGAACUCUCAAGAAUCACAAAACUAGAGGGUGAGGGCGAGUUCACUGACCUGGAGGGACUCGUGUGGACUGGAAACUUCCAUGGAAAAGCAGCGCCAGGGCUCAAACUCAAACUUAAUAUGUAACACACACACACACACACACACACACAUAUACACUAAAUCAGCCUUAACACAGGCAGUUCAGGAUCAACAAUUAAGCACGUGUUCCUCUUAUAACAGAGCGCUGAUUGUCUCUGUCAUGCGAAAAGGGCUCUUCUGAAACGUCCUUCCUUCCCCUAAGUGUGUUUUUAUGUCUCAUGUCCUGGACAGAAUGAGAUACAUGUCUGUAGCUCUUUCAUUCAGUUCGAUAUGCGAUAAAACGCAGUUUCGAUGAGCUGUACUACAUGUAAAAUAAGGGUGUGGUGAUACAUCCGAGAUGCCUUCCUACCAUCGCCUUCCUGGAUGGGGGGGUGGGGUGGGGACGGGGGCGGCUGCGGGUUUAUCUUUAACCUUUCAUGAAAUGUAUUUAAAUAUCAAAUACAAAGCAGUAUUUUGUGUCAUUUGGAUGAAAACGUGAUCAAAUGACCUCAUCAUAAACGUAAGAAACGCUCCCAUGCUUAAGUAAGACCUUUGAGAACUUUGUUUUGCCUGAGGUAAAGUAGGUGAAGAUUUGUGAGACCUCCUGACGAACACACACUUUUUAUACACACACACACCCACACACACACACAGCUGAGCUCAUGACUGCAGUAAGGCCGUCAGGAGUUAUGUAAGUCCGGACACGAACGAUUCUCAAGUUUCUCAGGAGAACGCCACGUGAUGUUGUUCUUGCACCGGGUCGAUUAACGCUGUCAUCUGCUUAUUAUUAUUAUUAUUAUUAUUUUUUAAACACAUAAACGCUAACAUUAAAACAAACCAAUAAUCAGUAGUGAAAUCGCCGUCAUUGACCAAUCAGAAGCAUUUUUAUUUUUUGUACAUUAUUGACGUUUCAGAUGUGUAGUACUGUUUUUUUGUGUGUGUUUUUUUUUUUUUUACAUCAGUGAUGUCUCUGUUUCGAUGAAUGUUGAAAUGCAUUAAUGAAAAUAAAGCAAUAAACUAAGCACAUUUGCUUGCUUCAGAAAUAAUUUAAAAAAAAAACAAACACUACCUAAGGUCUCGAGUGGAGCGACAAGAAAGUGUCCAGAGAUUGUCUGGAGAUCGCGAGGUCCAAUCACGACGACGCUACAGCCGUCAAUCACAGCGUCACUAGCCGAUCGUGGGUUAUCUGCGAACCCGUGUGUGCGGAAGAGGGUGGGUCGAUGGCGCUUUCCUCGGAGCGUGUUACGCUGCCCCGCGACACAACGUGUACGAAAAGGUGCGAUUCGCCGGUUUCACGUGUCUCAGAGGAAGCACGUGUUAGGCUUCCUGCUUAAUAUGAUAGGGGGAGAAGUGGGUGGGAAUUGUCAGGACCAAAUUUUGGAGAACGUUUGAACGUGAACGUGCCUUAUUCAAAGUGAUCACCCUGUCCUCACUGAAGAUAACGAAAGCUUCAGUGACGGUUGGUGAAUUAUUGCAAUUUGGCAAAAAAAAAAAAAAAAAAGUUGGUGGUGAAAGUGGACGAGAGCAACGGAUGCGAGAAAAGGAGUGAACUUUGAUUUGAAAUGAUUUCUCACUUUCUUUAGUUCAUAAAUGAAUCCCAAAACGAGGACGUGACGCGUCAACGAGUCCGUACAGGAUCUCGCAGAGUGCUUGGUGAUUGUCACGGCCAGAAAAGCUCGAUUCCGCGGCGGCUUUUUUUUUUUUUCAAAAUCACACGCAAUUGUUUUAGCUGUACUCAAGUUCGACGCACGUGACUCGAAGAGGGCUUCGCCUGAAAGUCUCGGCCCAAAUCUGCGGAACAUCUGCGGAACAUCUGCGGUAAUUUAAAAAAAUUGCAAGCGCCUCCGAGUAUUCCGGAGUUUUGCUUGAUUUCGCGUUCAUUUCUGCGAUCGCAAAAAUCCUGGAGGGACUGAUCCGAGACGUAAAGAAACGAUCUGGUUAGUUUAAAUAAAUAAAUAAAUAAAUCCCUGUAUGAAUAUUGAUUGUUGCACCGUUGCCACAGAUUUUUUGUUGUUGUUGUUGUAAGUAUUCACAUUUCCAGGGUCGGGGGUUGGAUUCCCACCGUGGCCCUGUGUGUGUGGAGUUCGCAUGUUCUCCCCGUGCUGCGGGGGUUUCCUCCGGGUACUCCGGUUUCCUCCCCCAGUCCAAAGACAUGCAUGGUAGGCUGAUCGGCGUGUCUAAAGUGUCCGUAGUGUAUGAAUGGGUGUGUGAGUGUGUGUGUGAUUGUGCCCUGCGAUGGAUUGGCACCCUGUCCAGGGUGUACCCCGCCUUGUGCCCCGAUGCUCCCUGGGAUAGGCUCCUGGUUCCCCGUGACCCUGAAGAGGAUAAGUGGUAUAGAAGAUGGACGGAUGUUGUAAGUAUGAUACACAUGACACACACAUAUGAAGAUGUCUGAUGUCAUUAGGUGUCAGAAUCGGCUCCUAGCACUCGUAAUUUGGUAAAUAUGGAAGAAACGAAAAUGACUGGUGUGUGAAUGCAGGAUAAUGUUCUGGAGGGACUUACGGCCAAGAUAUUAUGGUAUACACGGUGUUCUUUUGGGAUCGUUUUCUAUGUAUUGUUCCUGUUUAUGAAAACGUACAGGGUCUGUGUCUGCAAUUGAAAUGAAUGGCCACGUCACUGUGCUUGAGGGUGGGUGUUUUUACAGCUGGGCGUUUGGUCUGUGCUCUUUAUUCCGAUGUGUUAAGCCGCUAGAAUAGUUUACACUGCUGAGUCACUUCAGUAAAUAAUGACACAAUUAACGUGUGUGUGUGUGUGAGUGUUUGUGUGUGUGUGUGUGUGUUUAAGUACUUGUUUUUAACAUGUGGUAAUGUAGUUCAGGGAAGAUCGUGGGCAAGGCAGAAGGUUGAAGAUUAAAUUGAAUCGUCUGGUUUGUUUUAUAAAGGAGGGGUGGAUCUCUCUCUCUCUCUCUCUCUCUCUCUCUCUCUCUCAUCCUCUUGUGUCUUCAUUUUUCCACUUACUCUAAAACAAGGCCUUUUUGUCCGAGACCUCAUCAAACUCACAUGGUUCGGAAGAGAGAGGACCCAGAGGUGGGACAGAACGAUCGCAGAGAGGAUAAAGUGCACAAAGGAGAGCUUCAGACACUCAGGAGAAUGACUUCUUUUAGGUCAGUAGAGCUUUCGGCUGCCUUCUGUUUAUUCUUUCAGCUUCUGAGCGAAGAACAGAGGAACACGGCGUUUCAGUGAAUAACAAAAUUAACAAACAAGAACAACAGAGGAACAAGAUUCCAGGACCUGGGAAACCGGAACGGGAUUCUAGAAACUGGAAAACUAGGACAAGUUUGUAGAAGCGGGUUGAAAAAAAAUCAUUGAAAAACGCUUUGUAGACUCGGAAAGAGAGCGGAACAAGCUUCUAGAAGCCGGAGAACUGGAAGGAGGUUCUAGAAGUGGAAAGAGAGCGGGACAAGCUUCUAGAAGCCGGAGAACUGGAAGGAGGUUCUAGAAGCAGGAGAACUGGAACGAGGUUCUAGAAGCAGGAGAACUGGAACGAGGUUCUAGAAGUGGAAAGAGAGCGGGACAAGCUUCUAGAAGCCGGAGAACUGGAAGGAGGUUCUGGAAGCAGGAGAACUGGAACGAGGUUCUAGAAGCCGGAGAACUGGAACGAGGUUCUAGAAGCCGGAGAACUGGAACGAGGUUCUAGAAGUGGAAAGAGAGGAGAAAAGGUUUCCAGAAGCAGUAAGACGGAAACAAAGUUCUAGAGACCAAAAAGACUGGAACUAGUUUCUAGAGCCAGAGAGAUAGUGGAACAAGGUUCUAGAAUCUGAAAGAUGAUGAAAUAUGAUUCUCGAAGCGGAAAGAUUAGAAGAAAAUUCUAGAAACUAGAAGAUUGGAAAAAGUAUGUAGAGGCAGAAAAGACAGUGGAAGAAGAUUCUGGAAUCCGAAAAACUGGAGAUUUUUUUCAUCCGCAAUUUUGGAAAAAAGUGGAAAGACAGCCGAAGAAGGUUCUAGUAGCAGAAAGACAGUGGAACACAUUUUUGGAAAAUUUACACCUCCGGACCUUAAACCAUAAGUCGGAAUAUAAGGACCCUGAAGGAACAUGGAGAACGGAAAAACGGAAGAUGCAGAUGCACACAUGGAUGAUCCAGAUCUGCACAUGGUUCAGUUGCAGGCCCUGUGGGCGGAGCUUAAGGCAGGACUCAGGGGCGUGGUUCAGGAGAUCUCCGCCUUACAGCAGAGCAACAGCCGUUUGGAGGAGAAAGUGUCUGAGUGCCAGAGAGACACGGCUGAGAAAAUCCUGUCUCUGAGAAAUACACUGAACACACUCCAGGAGGACACAGGCACUGCUCUGUCUCAGAUCUCUGAACUUAACAUCAGACAAAAAGAGCUACAGACAGAUCUGGACCUACUGCAGAGGACACAACACAGAAAAUUCUCGAGGGGGGAGGAGCUAGUGGAUGGCCACACCUCUCCCUGCAGCCAAACACAACUGAGGCUCAUUCAGCAUUACAUCAGCAGCCUGCCGGCCAAUCAGAGUUCUGAGCAGGAUGCCAGCGGUUUCAGGACUCACCCUAAAGCUCCACUGUGGCGGGAAAGGAGAGAGAGCCGAGACCAAACAGAACAGAACAGCCAGGACAUGAGUCAAAGGCAGGUAGCUGCUCUGGAGCUGUUGGAGUCAGAGAGAGUGUACGUGUCAUAUCUGUCUCUGCUGCUGAAGGCCAAUAUCACCUACAAUGGCUGUGAAAACUCUAACCUCAAAGACAAACGGCUGUUCCCACCCUCUUUACGAUUUUUGAUCCAGCAGCACCUGGAGCUGCUGCAUCUUCUGCAGGAACGUGUGCUCAAGAGUCACUGGCAAAGCAUCAUGGGAGAUGUGUUUCUGAGGCUUACCAGUAAAGAGAGUGAUUUUUUGGACAACUACAUGUCCUAUCUAAAGGAGCUCCCCGAGUGCCUUUCAUCUGCCAGCUUGUUCUCAAAGCCGGUUGGCCUGCUGGAGGGUGACAUCACAGGAGAUGAGACAUGUCUAUCCCUACACACUCUGCUGCUCCAGCCGGUCCAGCGUAUCCCAGAAUACCUCAGGCUCUUACAGAGCCUCUUGCGUCAGACGGAAUCUGAGCAUCCAGAUUACUACCUGCUGCUUGUGUGUGUGCAGCAUCUCCAAUCCUUCACCACCCGGUACAGUAACCUCCUCCAGCACAACCAGGAGCUCCUCAAACACUCAUCCACCCACGGCCCGAGAGAACACACACACAACCUGCGCACACACCAGCCGGACCGGGUGACACACACACGCAAGGAAUUCAGCAGAUCUUCAGUAAAGCAGCUGUAUAAAGUGGAUUAUGAGAGUUCAUCAAAUUACAGUAGCACAAGUGCACCAAUUGAUCCGACCCAUGGUCAGAGCAGAAAGAAAGCAGCUGUCCGUCGUUACCCUGAUUGGGAGGCAGAGCCUAGUCGUUUUCACCCUGACAUUUCCUUUGCAUCCGACUCGGAAUCUCGUCACAAAGCCACGCCCACUCAACUCCACAGGAUUCCAGAGGCAGAAAGGGCGGGGUCAGCCCUGGCCGACGCAAUGGAGGCAUUCCUUCCAUACAAAGGCAGGGACUCUCGCUGUUCAAGUCGUUCCCAUUCUACUGACUCGAGCAUCGACAUUGCUUUUCUGAGCUGUAGCCCCUCCCUCAGUCCAGACAGUCAAUCACACAGCAGAGGGCGGAGCAGCGGCGGUGGGGUUUACAGGCCUGAUUCAGCCAGCGUGAUGAAGCCGGUACAACGGAAGAGCAAGUCGCUGAACGGCUUGCAGCUGGAAAGCAUCGACAGCCACCCCCACUCGGUCAGAAGUCCGGUCCACCCGAGGCUGGUGCGCCAAUCAAGCGACAAAUCGAGGCUGAGGAAUAGCAGCCCAGAGCGGCAUCACGAACCCAACCUGCACACCACCGCCGAGGAACUACACAAGGAUUCCGGACCUCCGAUAUGGGAGGAGUUCAACUGGAAGGGCGUGUCUGACGAAGGUGACCACACCCCUCUGAGCGAGCGUAGUAGCAGGAAGGAGGGCAAAGGUUUCCGGAGCUCCUUCAAAAAACUCUUUAAAAAGAAGUCUGGUGGCGAGAGCAAGGUGGAGAAAGCUGAAGGACAGAGCAGCAGUGAGCUGGAAUCUGGGAAGUCAAACAGAGCACGACAAACUGGAGAUAUCGACAGGGGAACUGCGGUCUAAACACACACACACACACACACACACACACACACACACACACACACACACACACAAAUAGAUUCUAGUAGAAUUGAUUUGCGUGUAUGGUUAUGCACGAUCUCGCUCUCUCUCUCUCUCUCACACACACACACACACACACACACACUCCUUGUGUUGCUUCUUUAAUGCUUUCCUGAUAAUAUCCUUCACUAUCCUCUCAGAAUGCUAUUACCCACCCUUCAGUAACAUUCUAUAGACCGAACAUCACACCUGUCCUGUACAUCCGACAGUACACGAUCACAUACAUCCACAUUUUGUCCAAAUAUCGAGCAAGUUACUACACACGACUGACUAAACACAAACUAAACCCCAUCUGCCCGAACCGAUCCGAGUGCAUUAACGUGUGUUUCUGAAAAUAAUAACACGAAAUAACAGACACGAUGACCACAGGUGUCGGGUUUUUUUUAUUUAUUUAUUUAUUUAUUUAUUUAUUUUUAAUCCACCUUUAAUGUGUUACCUCCAUCUCAUAGAUCAGUUUCACUUUCGAAACAAAAUAUAGACGAUUAUACAGUCUGUAAAACCAAAUAUUAUCGUACACUAUUUACAGGUCAUGUGCAUCGUAGUGUGACGUGAACGUGUUAAUGCGGCUGAAGAACACGGACUCGGGUUCGUUAGCGACACGUGCUGAAACCUGCGCCGUGUUGUUUCAGGAUGAACGCUGCACCCUGGAAGGUUGAAAGGUUACUGCACUUUAAACAUAUCCAACUCUCUCUCUCACUCACUCGCUCACGCACUCGCUCGCUCACUCACUCGCAUACUCUCUCUCUCUCUCUCUCUCUCUCUCAUUGUUCAGUGAUGUGUGUAUUAUUCUACAACCUGCAUGUUUUGACUGGUAAGCAUCGCGUUACGUCUUAUGGAAAUACACAGCAAGUCUCAAUCCGUCCACGUUACCGGCUUGGUUCAAUUAAACGUGGUUGAUCAGCCAAGACAUGUUUGCGCUAUAGUUUUGCGCAGGAGCUACGAGGCGAAUGUAAAAAACUAACGGAAGCCGAUCUCGUCGAGCUCACCUGGAACGAUUUGAGGGUGGACAAGCAGAACUGUAUUAUUAUACUAUAUAUAUAUCAAAAAUCUGUGUGUCAUUGUGCCCUCGAGGCCACGCCCUUCAAAGCUGGAGAUGAUAAUUUCCUAAUUAUCUGCCUAAUUUCUUCUCUUUAUUAGAUAAAGGAGGUUAUUUUGUAACGGUUGCGUGCGAAAACGCUUGAUUUUGCCGCCCCCCCCCCCACCAAAAAAAAUUCACGACACGGUUUGCGGAGAUUUUUUUUGUGCUUUAUUUUGCUGAAAACUACACGAACUUGCGGAAUCGCGAUCUCACGAAGUUGUUUUGCGCGCUCUUUCGCAGCGGUGUUCGUCGGUAAACCUUUCAGCCGUACCCGUGUUCGGAAAAAUUACCCGCUCCUCCGAAUAUCGCAGAGUUUGCUUGAUUUUGCGUUCAUAUCCGCGAUCGCCAAAUCCUGGACGGACUGGUUAUUAAGCCCAUUUCUAAAUACCACGAACUCAUUUUCAAGCUUAAAACUGUCUCGGUCUAUGCGGAGCACUUCUUUCUAACGAGGCAAAAUUAUCGGCCAAUAGAAUAAGCCGGAUUUAACCUUGAAAUUAGUCCCCAUGUCUAGAAAUCAUUUUAAUGAGAAAUAUUACAUCGCUUUUCUUCUAGUCAAGAUAUCGUCACUUGCUAAGACGGGGGUUUUUUUUUGUGCAGUGUGUAAUUUCACACUAGAUAUAUUUAAACACGAGAUUUCUGAGCUUAACAAUGUCGUCUGUGGACGUGUACGUCUGAAAACAUACUCGUCAAACUCAUCAGAAAUACGGUGAUGGAGUAGAAGAAAGAAAGAAAAAAAAAAAAAACACACACGAAGGCGAGUGUAGAAAUCGCAACGAUCACCCGAGAGAACGGACGACACGGAACUCGGCACUCGAUCAGUUAUUACAUAAUUAUAGAUAAAGAACUAAGCGUUAGACAUUUUGUGUCUCGCAUCCAGGAUUUGUUUUCUCAUUUUGUUCGUGGCUCCAGAUCUCCAGAACGCAUGGCACUUCUGCAGCUUUUGUGUCUCGCGGCUCAGUUUGAUUCACUUCCUGCAGGUGAGUCGAUUCAGAGUCGAAUCACUUUCUCCAAAAGAAAAAAAAACAAAA
This is a messenger RNA of Ictalurus furcatus (blue catfish), 9301 nucleotides long. Its product is annotated as MORN repeat-containing protein 2-like. Bases 5027 to 7135 code for a protein of 702 amino acids. The record is from RefSeq and is a predicted model, not a curated record. Gene Ontology annotation, molecular function: guanyl-nucleotide exchange factor activity. The transcript has 19 exons. Lineage: Eukaryota; Metazoa; Chordata; Actinopteri; Siluriformes; Ictaluridae.